Messenger RNA from Komagataella phaffii GS115, 285 nucleotides. Its product is annotated as mitochondrial ATP synthase. The record is from RefSeq and is a predicted model, not a curated record. Gene Ontology annotation, molecular function: proton transmembrane transporter activity. NCBI's taxonomy places the organism in Eukaryota, Fungi, Ascomycota, Pichiomycetes, Pichiales, Pichiaceae. Bases 1 to 285 code for a protein of 94 amino acids. Gene Ontology annotation, biological process: proton motive force-driven ATP synthesis. The transcript has 2 exons.
AUGUCCACUUCGUUAAAUGUUUUUAGAUGGUCUGCUUUGGCCACAGGAAUUGUGUAUGGUGCUUACCACACCCAACAGCUGAAAGUAGCUGGAAAAAUCAACCAGGACCAGUUUAAUUUUGCCCGUAGACAGAAUUUAAUUAAAGAGGCUAAGCUAGAAUAUAGCAAACUGAAUCCAUCACAGGAAGAUUCAAAGAAUGAUCUUGCUAAGAUUAAUCUGGAUGAUGAUAAGUUAGAUUUUGCGAAUGUGCUUUUGAGAGCUGUAGAGUCACUGAAUGAUAACUAG